Messenger RNA from Sinocyclocheilus grahami, 1105 nucleotides. Its product is annotated as sodium/hydrogen exchanger 8-like. Gene Ontology annotation, cellular component: membrane. The record is from RefSeq and is a predicted model, not a curated record. Lineage: Eukaryota; Metazoa; Chordata; Actinopteri; Cypriniformes; Cyprinidae. Bases 92 to 1105 code for a protein of 337 amino acids. Gene Ontology annotation, molecular function: sodium:proton antiporter activity; potassium:proton antiporter activity. Gene Ontology annotation, biological process: proton transmembrane transport; potassium ion transmembrane transport; regulation of intracellular pH. The transcript has 9 exons.
AAUUUACUCUGCGAAACAUGGAUUGUGGCGACAUGAGUUUAUUUAGCGCUUUUCCCCCUGUGUCUAAUGAUUAUUUGUGUUUGUGAGCACGAUGUGCUUCAGUAAUCGCGCUGCUAUGGUCGCUGUGUUAUCAGUUAUACUGACGGCUGAUCUCGGGCGGUGUGCGGCAGCAGAUGAUCAGACACACAGUAAAAACGAUGCAGAAUCUGACAGUAAUAGAGCUGUCAGUGAUUUACAUGAUCAGAGUACUGCUGAUGGGCACGGAGAGCAGCUGAUCAGGUUAAAUGGCACGGAAAGCUCCAGCAAUGGCACUGUUCAGUCCACCACACCUGUGCCCAAGCCCUCGACCCCCGAGCCUCCUAAAAAUGAGCCCAUCCUGCCAGUGCAGACGGGCGUCAAGGCUCAGGAGGAGGAGCAGUCCAGCGGGAUGAGCAUUUUCUUCAGCCUGCUGGUCAUUGGUAUUUGUAUUAUAUUGGUGCACCUGCUGAUCAAAUUCAAGCUUCACUUUUUGCCUGAGAGUGUGGCUGUGGUUUCGCUGGGGAUUCUGAUGGGAGCGUUCAUCAAGAUCAUCGAGUCGCAGCAGUUGGCCAACUGGAAGGAAGAAGAAAUGUUUCGUCCCAAUAUGUUUUUCCUAUUACUUCUACCGCCAAUCAUUUUUGAGUCUGGAUACUCAUUACAUAAGGGUAAUUUCUUCCAAAACAUAGGCUCGAUCACAUUAUUUGCCGUUUUUGGAACAGCGAUCUCAGCCUUCAUCGUGGGAGGGGGAAUCUAUUUCCUGGGACAGGCUGAUGUCAUUUACAAGAUGACAAUGACUGACAGUUUUGCCUUUGGGUCUCUGAUCUCUGCCGUGGAUCCAGUCGCCACUAUCGCCAUAUUUAACGCUCUGAAUGUGGAUCCUGUGCUCAAUAUGCUUGUGUUUGGAGAGAGCAUCCUAAAUGACGCAGUGUCCAUCGUAUUAACAAAUACAGCGGAGGGCUUUGCUGGCUCAGAUGUCUCUACAGGCUGGGAAACCUUCAUGCAGGCACUUGGCUACUUCCUGAAGAUGUUCUUUGGGUCGGCGGCUUUGGGCACACUCACUGGUCUCAUCUCUGCUAUUGUAUCCUAA